AUGAGCAUCUUCGUGAAUUACGACGGCCCAAAGCUGGACAAGGAACAAAAACGUGUUGUUAGGUCUCGACCCAUGGUCGUGGUCCGCGGCCGGCGCAAGGAAGCUAAAUGUCAGGUCAAGUCGGGCACGUACGAUAACCUUGGCCCAAAACCGGAAGCUUGUCUGGCCGACACCCUCCAAAGCAUUUGCCUGUCCACCCCCCUCGCCUACACCCCCCUCACCCCCACCCCCACCACCCACCUCACCACCCCACCGUCCUUCCCCGCCGGCGACCAGCUGCGCUCCUGCCCGCUGCUGCUCUGCGACGGCGAGGAUCUGUCGCUCGCGGCGCGGUAUGUUGAUCCGGCUACUCGUGCGGAACUGGUUGCUGCGUUGAGGGGGGCGUGGGGGGUGUUUGCAGGGUUGUUUUUGGGGGGUUUGGGCGGUGGUUGUGAUCGGGGGGGUUCGCCUGGCUCGGAUGCGGAUGCCGGCUCGGGGUGGAGUAGUGAUGGGAGUACGGCCGUGGGCGGCGGGGAGGGGGAGGUGGAUGGCGGGGUGCUGGACUCCGUACCGGUUACGGUUGGAGGUUGGGAUGGCCUCGCUGACGGCGGCUGGUGUUUGUCUGUUCCAAAUCUGGAUUUGGUUCCGGUUUUGUCGCCAAACAGCGUGCCGGCCCGCCUGCUGGAGACAUGCGUUCUGGCGACGCGCAUCAUGCGCAACACGCUGGCUGACAGGUUGGAUGGGUUGGAUGAUCCCCGGAAUGGGCUUGAUGUGUUGGUCAUGUAUGAGAAUGUGCGGUUUGUGGGGCUGAAGGCGUGGACGGGGCUGCCGAACCUCAUCGGCUUUGCGGCCUCUAGGGAUAUGCACAUGAGGUCGUACUUCAUUGCCGAGGUUGUUCGCUGCGCUUUCAGCUACGGCUGCUACCAAAUGGAGGUCUUCCAGGCUGUGCUCAGGAAUUUCCUUCAUCUCCGCAACGCCAUCGCCGGCCGCAAGAUGGCCAUGGAUGAUUACACCACUGGAAGGGUCCUAGGACUGGCUCGAUCAUAG
Chaetomium globosum CBS 148.51 is the source of this 1026-nucleotide messenger RNA. RefSeq lists its product as uncharacterized. The record is from RefSeq and is a predicted model, not a curated record. The transcript is spliced from 6 exons. Lineage: Eukaryota; Fungi; Ascomycota; Sordariomycetes; Sordariales; Chaetomiaceae. Bases 1 to 1026 code for a protein of 341 amino acids.